This is a messenger RNA of Pistacia vera, 1033 nucleotides long. Its product is annotated as thylakoid lumenal 17.4 kDa protein, chloroplastic-like. Lineage: Eukaryota; Viridiplantae; Streptophyta; Magnoliopsida; Sapindales; Anacardiaceae. The record is from RefSeq and is a predicted model, not a curated record. The coding region runs from base 73 to 786 and encodes 237 amino acids. The transcript is spliced from 4 exons.
AACUGAGAGACAGUGAAAGAGAGAGAGCCCACAAGCCAAAACACCUUCUUCCAACACACACAUUUCAUAAAAAUGGCUACACUUUCUACUCCAUUGUUUAACAACACUUCAUCUCUUCAUAAUUUACCCUCCACACGCCACCGUUUUAGCUUUCCUGAACUCCAUCCACCCCUCAGAAUCAGUUGCUCCGGUAGAAGAGAUAUUUCUGAAUCAAAGGAAAAAAAUUCUCAUUUGAAGGAGCUUAAAGGUGUGGCUUGUGGCAUUCUUGCCGCUUGGGCUGUGUCUUCUGCCUCUCCUGUAAUUGCUGCUAAUGUGAGAUUGCCUCCACUGUCAACAGAGCCAAACCGAUGCGAGCGUGCAUAUGUUGGUAACACGAUUGGUCAGGCAAAUGGUGUUUAUGACAAGCCAAUUGAUCUCCGCUUCUGUGAUUAUUCAAAUGAAAAAUCAAACCUGAAGGGUAAGUCUCUUGCCGCUGCCCUGAUGUCCAAUGCCAAGUUUGAUGGUGCAGACAUGUCAGAAGUAGUGAUGUCAAAGGCUUAUGCCGUGGGAGCAAGCUUUAAGGGUACAGACUUCUCAAAUGCUGUAUUAGAUCGAGUAAAUUUUGGAAAAGCCAAUCUCCAAGGAGCUGUAUUUAAGAACACAGUAUUAUCCGGAUCCACCUUUGAUGAAGCUCAACUGGAAGAUGCUGUUUUUGAGGACACCAUUAUAGGCUACAUUGAUCUUCAGAAGCUUUGCACAAAUACAAGUAUAAAUGCUGAUGGAAGAGUUGAGUUGGGAUGCCGAUGACCUUAAUCUAUCUUCUUUUUUGCAAUUUUCCAUUUCAUAAGAUCAUAAUAUAUGCAGGCUGCUACAUAGAUUGACGAUUUUGUCUAAUUUGAUGAUGGAAAAAUAUGAAAUAUUGUACACUAAAGGCAAUUUGUCACUGGUUGUCCCUGUUUCUUCUUGUAUAUUUCAUUGAUUGACUGAACAAAAGGAAGUGUAUUGUAAUAACAGUUUGCGAAAUUCACUAUCAAUUAUUACUUCUUCUCACUAA